AUGUCGCGUUCGUGCAGACGCAGGUACAACAGCGGGGACCUGGUGUUCGCCAAACUGAAGGGCUACGCCCACUGGCCGGCCAGGAUAGAGCACAUGGCCUCGCCCAACCGGUACCAGGUGUUUUUCUUCGGGACCCAUGAGACGGCCUUCCUGGGCCCCAAGCAGCUGUUCCCGUACGCCGAGUCCAAGGAGAAGUUCGGCAAGGCCAACCGGCGGCGCGGCUUCAGCAGGGGGCUGUGGGAGAUCGAGAACCACCCGACCGUCAAGGCCGGCGGCUACCAGGGCGCGCCCGGGGAGAGCUGCGGGGACCGGCCCCCGCCGCAGGCCGAGGCCGCCGAGGGCGACGCGGCACCGCAGAGCAGCGCCGAGGGCAGCGGCGACGAGCCGGGGAAGCCUGUGGCCGAGGAGCCCGCCGUGGAGGAGAAGGGGCCGCUGAAGAGGAGCGCGGGGGACCUGCCGGGGGACGCCCCCAAACGGCCCAAGGAAGCUGUCCCCGAAGGGCGGGAGGCGGCGGCAGCGGCGGCCGGCGACGGUGACAGGCCGCUCCUCGUGACGAUGGAGAACGGCCGCGGCCCUGCGGCGCCCGGCCCUGCCUGCGGGCCGCCCCCGGAGCAGGAGCGGGAGGAAGAGGCCGCCGAGAAGGAGGCCGAGGCCCCGGGCGGCGGAGAGGGCCACAGCCUGUAG
Cynocephalus volans (Philippine flying lemur) is the source of this 684-nucleotide messenger RNA. It is a transcript of the gene HDGFL1, whose product is annotated as HDGF like 1. The transcript has a single exon. The record is from RefSeq and is a predicted model, not a curated record. NCBI's taxonomy places the organism in Eukaryota, Metazoa, Chordata, Mammalia, Dermoptera, Cynocephalidae. The coding region runs from base 1 to 684 and encodes 227 amino acids.